Phoenix dactylifera (date palm) is the source of this 2215-nucleotide messenger RNA. RefSeq lists its product as uncharacterized. Lineage: Eukaryota; Viridiplantae; Streptophyta; Magnoliopsida; Arecales; Arecaceae. Gene Ontology annotation, biological process: positive regulation of ERAD pathway. The record is from RefSeq and is a predicted model, not a curated record. Gene Ontology annotation, molecular function: ubiquitin protein ligase activity.
CCAUCUUUUAUAGAGAAAGAAUAAAAGGAAAAAAAAAGAGGGGGCGAUAGGGAGAGAUCAAAACAUAAAGCCGCGGAGAGAGAUGUUACAGAGACAAAAUCACGGAGCAAGAGCCAGAGAUCGCGAAUCUUCUUUUCCGGCCCCUUUAUUUUUAGCCCCAAGAACUGCUCGUUCCUCGCAAUAAAUUUUUCCCCUGAGCUCCAACUCCUCCUCCUCCUCCUCCUCCUCCUCCUCCUCCUCUUCUUCUUCUUCUUACAAUCUCUCUCACUACGACCUGGCGGAACAAACGAUUCUCUUCUUGGGUUCGGGUUUCCGGCUCCCAUUUUUGGAUCUUUCUCUGCGUUGAGUUCCUCGUAUCCGACCAAUCUGCCGUCGUAGAAUUUUGGAGGGUUUCUUGGUCGGAUUUGGGCUCCGAUUGAUGGAAUCAUCCGGCGGGAGCUCCGAUCCUUACAGGAGCCAGAGCGCCGGCAGCGGUGGGGGCAGCGGAGGUUCUUCGAGGCGGUAUGGAGUUCACUUCUCGGCCUCCAAUUUCAUCCAGGCGCCGCUGUCCGCGCUUUUGGAGUAUUCUGGGAUUUUACGGCCGAGAUCGAGUCACCACGAGAACGAGAGCUUGAUCAGUGGAGCGAUCGGCAGUGGCUUGCGAGACCGUGUUUCCGGCCGGCUUGAUGAUCCUGCUGUCGCAGCACUGGCGGCGAUGGUGAGGUCUCGAUAAGGAUCAUUGGCGUCGGGGAUCAGGAGACUUUGAGGGCGGGUUCCGGCCAGCCGCAAGCACUGGCUGUCGGUCCGGGUAGAGAGGGGAAUUCCAGUGGUAAUGGUGUUAGUUCUGAGACGAUUCCGACUGUCUCUGAGAGGCAGGGAGGUGAUGGUGGGGUUGGAGAGGUGACUUCGUCAUCGUCCUCUUCUCUUCCAUCAUCAAUCUCUGCGGCUGGUCCUCAGAGCACGGAAGGUGAGGCGAACGUUACAGGAGGUAGCAACAGGGAUUCUUCGUACCAAAGAUACGACAUGCAGCAGAUUGCAAGAUGGAUUGAGCAGAUUUUGCCAUUCUCGUUGCUUCUGUUGGUGGUGUUCAUCAGACAGCAUUUUCAGGGUUUCUUGGUCACGAUUUGGAUUGCUGUUGUGAUGUUCAAGUCUAAUGAUAUAUUACGGAAACAGACUGCUCUAAAGGGAGAGAGGAAAAUCUCUGUGCUUGUUGGGAUUACAUUAGUUUUCGUGAUUCAUGUGUUUGGAGUCUAUUGGUGGUACAGGAAUGAUGACAUUCUGUACCCAUUGGUCAUGCUUCCUCCAAAGGAAAUACCACCUUUUUGGCACGCAAUUUUCAUCAUUAUGGUGAACGAUACUAUGGUGCGCCAGGCAGCUAUGGUUGUUAAGUGUGUGCUGCUCAUGUACUACAAAAACAGCAGGGGCCGUAACUAUCGUAAGCAGGGUCAGAUGCUCACAGUUGUGGAGUAUCUAUUGCUUUUGUACCGUGCUUUGUUGCCAACUCCAGUUUGGUACCGAUUCUUUCUAAACAAAGAAUAUGGUAGCCUCUUUUCAUCUCUUACAACAGGGCUCUAUCUUACAUUCAAGCUGACAUCAGUUGUUGAGAAGGUUCAGUCAUUCUUUGCGGCACUGAAGGCAUUGUCACGCAAAGAAGUGCAUUAUGGGUCUUAUGCAACAACAGAACAGGUUGUUGCAGCCGGUGAUCUGUGUGCUAUCUGCCAGGAGAAGAUGCAUGCUCCCAUUCUGCUUCGCUGUAAACACAUAUUCUGUGAAGAUUGUGUCUCUGAAUGGUUUGAGAGAGAACGCACAUGCCCAUUGUGCAGGGCGUUGGUGAAACCAGCAGAUCUUCGCUCGUUUGGUGAUGGUUCCACGAGCCUGUUUUUCCAGUUGUUCUAGAAUACGCUGGCAGCAAACUAAACUGUUUACCUCUAUCCCAACUCUGGUCUGAAAUGAGUAGGAUGACCUCAUUUCCCUGCUUUGCCAUUACGACCCGUGUUCGAUGUACCCAGAUCCACACCCGUGUUUUUGCUGGAAGCCUUAACUGGAAUUACCUGGGACAGCUGCUUUUCUUCUCUCUUUCUUUCUUUCUUUUUUGUUCAUAUUUCCGUAACCAAUCUAUAUAGGCCCUUGUUGGGAAAUUUUAACGGAACAGAUGGAGAAGUACGAUAUUAUAUAUAAGUAUAUAAUUUAUAUUAGAGUGUGAAAAGUUAUUUAAUAUAUGAGCAUCUUUUCAAUA